Messenger RNA from Drosophila nasuta, 1842 nucleotides. RefSeq lists its product as uncharacterized. NCBI's taxonomy places the organism in Eukaryota, Metazoa, Arthropoda, Insecta, Diptera, Drosophilidae. The record is from RefSeq and is a predicted model, not a curated record. Gene Ontology annotation, molecular function: nucleic acid binding. The transcript has 3 exons. The coding region runs from base 1 to 1842 and encodes 613 amino acids.
AUGCAUCAGCUGGCGCAUGAUGAAGCAGGCUCGUUUCCGGUUGGAUCUGUUGCUUUGAAGAAUGAGUUCUACGUGGACGAUUUUAUAUCUGGAGGCGAUUCAGUUGCUGAGGUUAAGGUCAAGCUGCAGGAAACCGCUGCAAUUCUAGCUCGUGCAAACUUCAAACUCAGGAAAUGGUGCUCCAGUCAUGCCGAAGUAUUGUCGGAGAUAGCUGACGACGAGAAAGAGUCGUACAUGAGGUUCAGCGAUGGCAGCGAAAUCACAAAAACUCUUGGCUUAGCGUGGGAUCCCUCAUCGGAUCGGCUGCUGUUCUCGCUGUCGUUCUUAGAAGCUGGUUCCAAGCCGUGCAGGCGGUCUGUCUUAGCCACAAGUGCACGAUUUUAUGAUCCGCUAGGACUUCUUGGACCCGUCAUGACAAAGUCCAAAAUAUUUCUCCAGCAGCUCUGCAAGGAUAAGUUGACAUGGGAUGAGAGUUUGCCUUUGCAGCGAUACACAGCCUGGGUAGAAAUGUGCAGCAGCUUUAAUUCCAUUUCUAGUCUUUCAUUCCCGAGAGCUAUUCUUGCUGCUGGAUGCCGUGUCGAAGUUCAUGGAUUUUGUGAUGCUAGCGAAGAGGCCUACGGCGCUUGUGUAUAUGUAGUGUCCAGUGGACGCACUUCUCAGAGUCGGCUGUUGUGCUCUAAGUCCAGAGUCGCACCACUCAAAACUAUAUCAGUUCCCAAGCUGGAAUUAUGCGGUGCUUAUCUUCUGGCCAAACUGCUUCAUGCAGUUAGAAACAUGGGUUUUCUUGAUGGGGAGUUCUUUUGCUGGAGUGAUUCAUCGGUGGUACUCUCAUGGAUCAAGGAUGAUCCAUACAAGUUCAACGUUUUUGUGGCAAAUCGCGUAGCGUCUAUUCAGGAUCUUACCCUCAACAUGAAGUGGCAACAUGUGCCCACGACUUUGAACCCUGCCGACGUACUCUCCAGAGGUACAACUCCAGAAUGUUUAGCAGAGUCCAAGAUAUGGUUUCAUGGACCGGAGUUUCUUGUUGGAAAUCGAGAUGGAUGGCCUUCACAACGCUGCUUAGAGUCUUCAACGUUGGAAAUGCGUAGUAAGGUCAUGAUAGCCACGUCUCCGUAUGAUGAUAUCACUCUUCGUUGCAAGUACCUUAACACGUUUGCCUCAAUGCAGCGCGUAUAUGCGUUUGUGUUUAAAUUUGUUAAUCGUAUAAAGCAUCCAGGACUCAACGUGGUAGAUGUCAACAAAGGCACAUGGCUGCUACUGCGAUUGGUGCAGUUGUCAAAUUUAUGGAGUGAUGUCAAGGAGAUUCGUUCGAAGGGCUUCGUCAAAAAUCGAGUUCAAUCGCUUCUUUGUUGCCGUUCAUCGACCAAUUUGGACUUCUGCGUGUUGGCGACCCCAAUCAAAUGCUACAUCAGCGUAUUCAUCUGCUUUGCUAGCAAGGCUAUUCAUCUGGAGUUGGUGAAGGAUUUGACAACUGCCGCCUUUCUGGGAGCGCUAAAAGAUUCGUGUCACUUCAAACUUCUCCUCAGCGAUCCUCAUAAGGAGUCAGUUCAUCGGGUGUGCCUGAUGGACAACAUCGAGUGGAAGUUUAUUCCUCCUCGUUCCCCACAUUUUGGUGGACUAUGGGAAGCAGCAGUCAAGAGCGCAAAGCACCAUCUGUAUCGCUCUGUUGGUCGCUCUAUUCUCAACUACGAUGAGCUUCGCACGCUGGUUUGCCAAAUAGCGGCAAUAAUUAAUAGUCGUCCAUUGCUAUCCAUUUCAGAGAGUCCUGACGAUUUGGAUGUGCUGACUCCCGCUCAUCUAUUGUUUGGUGGUCCUCCAACCGUGAUUCUGGAGCCGACCUAA